AUGCCCAGACACCAACGAUCGGAAGCUCGUUCGUUGUGCGAAACCCCCUUACACUUGUUAUGCACAACUCGUGACGUGAUUAGCACUCUUGCUUUCCAGUUGGUACCUUGUGUUCGCUUGCAGCAGACACCGAUUGUGUCUCAGGUUACCGUGUCUGAAUUGGCCAGAGUACCAAAUCAAACAGGUUAUUUAUGUUUCUGCCAGCGUCAUGUCUACAUGAGGUACUGCAUCUUUGGUGCAUUGAUCCACCGUGAACUUGGGCUGGUGGAGCUAAACCCUUUCGGUACCGUUGGCCACUUAUGGCGAGGCUUGGAUCUCGGAUCUCUUUGA
Protopolystoma xenopodis is the source of this 330-nucleotide messenger RNA. The record is from the annotation of a GenBank genome assembly. Lineage: Eukaryota; Metazoa; Platyhelminthes; Monogenea; Polystomatidea; Polystomatidae.